GAAAGAAGCCAUCUUGGAGACGAUGGUUUGUUGAGGAGAAAGAAGAGCCAUAAGACGUUUAGAGCUUAUUUGAUUGACCAGAAAUUUGUUGUAUAGUUAAAAUGGCCGGUUCGUUAUCAGAGGUUCGAUUACAGCUACAAAAUGCCGAAAGUUCGAUACUGUUCAUGCAACAAGAACAUGCCAAAACAUUACAGGGAUUGUACUCCGAAAUCAGCAAAUUACAGAAAAAAUGCGGAGAAAUGACGUUCAAAUUGGCCAUGAACGCUACCAGUUCGCCAUCAAAUGAAAGUAGUACAUCUCAACAAACCAAAGAAAAUCAUGAUCUCAAUGAAUCAGUCAAGGCCUUAAAGGCUGAAAACAUCGACUUGAAGGCUAUUAUUGACACUGGUUAUAAAAGAAUUGUUGUGCUGGAAAACCAAGUGAAGGGAUUUGAGCAAAGAUACAAUCAUGAUAUCAAAGAAAGAGACUCUAGAAUAGCUUAUCUUACUAAAGAAUUCAAUACCAAAUCAGAUACCAUAGCUUAUCUUACUACCCAACUACACCAAGUCAAGUUAAAACAUGCUUCUAAACGAGCUAAAAAUACAACUAUAGGAGAGGUAACUGUGCCAUCUACCAUCACUGAUCCAGAAAUAAAAGAUCAUGGUCAUGCAGCACCUCCAUCUCCUCCUAUCACACCRUCUCCUCCAUCACAGGGUGCMCCCUCAAAAUACAGAAGACCUAUGAGGCGAUCAGCAACUUCACCCAGUCCAGUAGAUCUCUCAGUACAAAAAUCCAAAUCCCAACGAGCUAUUGGCAUACAAGCUUCACCRCAUGAAAUGCGGCUUGCUGUUUCAUCUGCUAAAGCAAGUAAAGGUUUACCGUCUCGACCUAAGCGAGGUUCAUCUCCYCCAAGACCUGGCAUUGGAAUCGCUAGAAAUGCUACAAAAUCAGGAAAAAAAGACAAACCACAUCAAGAUGAAUAUGUAGAGUUUUUGAGAAGUGGUGUCAGGCCAGAACCACAAGUUGUUGUAAGAGCUGCACCUGAGCCAYUACCCCCUAUUUCAGCAGGUGAUAUGCUCUUAGGAAGAACCUCAAGUUAUCAUGGUAUGUCCAGGGGUCAGUCUUCUCAACAACUGCAAGAUGAUGUGGGUAAAAUAGUUGUUUCACCACUUGGUUCCCCUGAAAAGGGAUGGCGACAUAAAGAACAGUCUCCUCAGUCUCAUGGUUCCAAAAUGUAGUAUGUUUAAUGACAUAAUAAUGCAUUCAUAAAAAAACAGUCUAAAAGUUGAAUUCAAAAAUUGUAAAUAAGUGUGAAAAAUGUGAAGCUGCUAACAUCAAUCAUUAUUGUGCUAUUGUCUAGUCUUUAAAUGAAAUAAAGAUUUGAAGGAA
Molecule: messenger RNA, 1368 nt
Organism: Exaiptasia diaphana
Lineage: Eukaryota; Metazoa; Cnidaria; Anthozoa; Actiniaria; Aiptasiidae
Product: coiled-coil domain-containing protein 92
Exons: 3
Coding region: 102-1217 (371 amino acids)
Source: RefSeq, a predicted model, not a curated record